UUACAAUAUUGCAUCAAGUGGCAAGAUUAACUUGUAAAUAUUUUCUACAUAUACCAAUAUCAGUAUGUAUAGAAUCAGGGAUGUAAUGAUGAAAUCAGUUGCGAAAUACAGAUUAAGCAAAUAUAUUAAAAAAUGUAGUAAUAACAUUGAAAGAAGAAUUCUAUCUGUUUAUUAGGGGUCAAUAGUUUAUAUAGGGUCAUUAUUGAUAAUUCCUAAGAAAUCUCAAGGGUCUGCUAUGCUUUACAAUAUAAGAAAACUGUUUUCUUUUCAUUAUUGCAUAAUAUUAUAUAGUAUAUUACCUUAACUUCUUGAAGUUUCAAUCUUAAAUUGAUCUUUUAUUAUACUUAAAAAUAUUAUGAUUAAAAUAUCUUGUAAUAUGCAAGCAGAUUCUUGCACUGAAAUAGUACCUCAAGAAAGUAAAAGAGAUAAAGUACUGUGCACUAAAAAACAAAUGAGAGGUCAAACAAUGACUGGCCUCACACAUGAAUGUGGAGUUUUUGGAUGCAUUGCUGCAGGUGACUGGCCAUCACAAAUUGACGUUGCUCAAGUGAUUUGUUUAGGUUUAGUGGCAUUACAACAUAGAGGUCAAGAAAGUGCAGGCAUUGUUACAAGUGAAGGUGUAUGUUCAAAAUCUUUUCAUGUCCACAAGGGUAUGGGUAUGAUUAAUAACAUUUUCAAUGAUGAAAACAUGAAAAAACUUAGUGGAAAUCUUGGAAUUGGUCAUACUAGAUAUAGUACAAGCGCAGCUAGUGAAGAAGUUAAUUGUCAACCAUUUGUAGUUCAUACUGCACAUGGAGCAUUAGCAGUUGCACACAAUGGAGAGCUAGUGAAUACAGAAUCAUUAAGAAAAAUGGUAUUAGGACGUGGAGUUGGUUUAUCGACUCUCUCAGAUUCUGAAUUAAUAACACAAGCACUUUGUUUGAAUCCUCCUGAAGGUGAAGUUAAUGGCCCAGAUUGGCCAGCACGUAUAAAACACCUCAUGCAAUUAGCACCAUUAUCAUAUUCAUUAGUAAUUAUGCAAAGAGAUAAGAUAUAUGGUGUUAGAGAUCCAUAUGGAAAUCGUCCAUUAUGUCUUGGAAAAAUUGUACCAAUUGGUAAUUUAGGUAAUGAGUCAGAUGAUGAUGAUGAAGCUGAAGGUUGGGUUAUUUCGUCCGAAUCAUGUGGCUUUUUAAGUAUUGGAGCACGAUACGUACGUGAAGUAUUUCCUGGAGAAAUUGUAGAAUUAACGCGCGAAGGUAUUAAAACUAUAGACAUUGUUGAUAGACCACACAAAAAGCCUCAGGCAUUUUGCAUCUUUGAAUACGUUUAUUUCGCACGUAGCGACAGUAUUUUUGAAGGACAAAUGGUUUAUUCUGUUCGCAUGCAAUGUGGACGAGAACUUGCUUUAGAAUCUCCGGUAGAAGCAGAUAUAGUUAGUUCAGUACCCGAAUCUGGAACUGCAGCAGCACAUGGUUAUGCCAGAGAGUCUCAAAUAUCUUUUGCGGAAGUGUUGUGCAAGAAUAGAUACGUUGGUCGAACGUUUAUUCAGCCCAGUACACGACUUAGACAACUUGGCGUGGCAAAAAAAUUUGGAGCUUUAUCAGAAAAUGUAAAAGGAAAAAAAUUAAUUCUUAUAGAUGAUUCGAUUGUUAGAGGAAAUACUAUUGGACCUAUUAUUAAGUUACUUCGCGAUGCAGGAGCGAAAGAAGUUCAUAUUAGAAUUGCUUCCCCUCCAUUAAAAUACCCUUGUUAUAUGGGAAUUAACAUACCAACAAGAGAAGAAUUAAUUGCUAAUAAAUUGGAUAAUGUGAAAUUAGCAAAACAUGUUGGAGCUGAUAGUUUAACAUACCUUUCAGUGGACGGACUUGUAAAAGCCGUAAGAUUUGGUAUGGAUAAUCGUGAAAGUAGUUAUAUUGGUCAUUGUACUGCCUGUUUGACAGGAGACUAUCCUGAUGAACUUCCUAGUGAUUUGGAAUGGUAAAAAAAUAAAUUGUAUUUAUGUAUUUAUGAAUAGUGAAUUAUACAUGUCUAAAUCAGAAAUAUGAGUCUCCAGCAUUGAAAAACUUGAUUUCUUUAUAUAUAUUAAUUGAUUGACUAAUAUAAUACAAUCUAAUGUUAAAAAGUAAUUCAGUAUUCGAAAAUUAAUUUAAAUAAGGUACACUCUAUUUGGUAUAUAAUAAUAGAAACUGAUAAUAUUUCGUUGAAACAUAUUGUUUAGAAAUAUCUUCUUACUUUGUUAUGUUUUGAUAAAUAAGUAUAGUAUAGAAGUACCACUAUAUUAAUUUUAGAUUAAGUUAGAAAAGUAGAAUUAAGCAAUAUAGAUUAAGAAAUAAAUAAAUGUUAUUCAUUUUAAU
Bombus impatiens (common eastern bumble bee) is the source of this 2333-nucleotide messenger RNA. RefSeq names its product amidophosphoribosyltransferase. Lineage: Eukaryota; Metazoa; Arthropoda; Insecta; Hymenoptera; Apidae. Bases 356 to 1960 code for a protein of 534 amino acids. Gene Ontology annotation, biological process: purine nucleobase biosynthetic process; purine nucleotide biosynthetic process. The transcript is spliced from 8 exons. Gene Ontology annotation, molecular function: amidophosphoribosyltransferase activity. The record is from RefSeq and is a predicted model, not a curated record.